Molecule: messenger RNA, 712 nt
Organism: Clunio marinus
Lineage: Eukaryota; Metazoa; Arthropoda; Insecta; Diptera; Chironomidae
Source: the annotation of a GenBank genome assembly
AAUAUUUCAGCUAGACUAUAUAGGUAAGAAGGAAUCAAUCCAAACAUUGCUAUUCUGACUUUAAGUUAAAGAGAAAAAUGACUUUAAAAAUUUAUAUUUUUAUUCUGUCGCAGUUUUUGCUGAUUGAAAAUAUCAGAAGUGGUGGUGACAUUGUAUGUGAAAACGAUUGUGGCCAGAUCAAUCCUUCUUUAGUACAACUAAAUGUCAUUCUUUAUUCAGCUAGAGGCGAUCUUUCUAAUGCAAGAAAUGUAAUCUUUGAUGUACUUGGGAAAUCUGCUUACCAACAAGCAGAUGCUUUGGCAGUAGAACUGAGAAACGCUGAGGCACAGGAAGAAAAAGACGAUUUGAAAAGAUUACUUGCAGAAAUAACGUAUGAUUCGAACAAUGGCGAAAACCAAGAAGCUAUGGAAGAGGCGAUUUCCGGAAUACAAGACAAACUUGACGAAUUAGCAGCAAUGCUUGCUGUAAUAGCAGAUUUUAAGAAACCAGAUUGCAGUCAAUGUGAUGGUGUGCAAGGAAUUUUAGAUCAAGCCCCAGGCCUUAUAAAUCCUGAACAAUUUCGGCUAGACAUAUUGCAAAACAUUGUCGAAUACACGACACCUAUUUGAAAAUGUAAUUGCUGUUAAAAAUAAAGAAAUGAAAAUUCAGGCAACUCUUUUGUUUUCCUAUGAGCCGUGAAUUUAUUAUUGAAUUUGAUAAGCCUAGAAAAAAU